UAAGUGAUUGUAAGUGAUAUAUUUAUUGAUUUUUUAGCUAAUUUUAUUCAGUAUUCAGUUACUAUUUAAGGACAAUCUUGAAUAACUUUGUAUAGAGCGUUGUUAAUCAAACUGUGGCAUUGCAGCCUUUACAACAAAUUCUUUUAAACGUAGUAAACAAAUAUGUCUGUGGCAAAAUUCUUGGCAGGACUGCCUUCUUUUAAUGAGAAUAAUUUUUCAAAGUUUCACGUGGAUAGUGGCAAUAGAUCCUCAUCAAAAAGACCAUCUGUUUAUAUUCCAACAAAAGACUAUCCAGCAGAACAAAUUAUAGUUACGGAAAAAACAAGUAUACUUUUGAAAUACAUGCAGCAGCAUUGGGACAAGAAGAAUUCAACAAAGAAAAGAGAAGUCACACCAAUAGAUCAAGAACCAAGUCGAAAGAGAGCAAGGAUGGAUGGUAGUAGAAAUAUUUUAGAUUGAGCAGAAGGAGUGUUUGAAUAUGAUUUUUGCUGUUUAAAUGACUUGUAUAUACCUACUGAUUUCUGUCUGACAGGUGUACAAUAUGCGACAGAAUUUAACAAGAAGUUGAAGGAUGUAAAAAAAUCAAUAGGAAGUUAUGCUAGGCAUAUUGUAUUCUGUUAGUCAUUUUAAUAUCUAUAUUUCAUUACAUCACUGAAAACUUAUUACGUUACAUAUCGAAAUGUCCUUAUCUACAGGGUGGUCUGAAUUGUAUUUGAGAAAGUUUGGCAACAUAUUCUGCAGAUAAAAAUAAGUAAAAAAAAUAAAUUUAUAUCCUAAAAUGCUUUGUUUCUGAGUUACAGGGUGUGUAAGUUUCAAUCAUUUAUUCAUGCAAAUGCCACAAUUGGUAACUAACAUAAAUAAUUUUUUUUAUAUAUACAGUAUAAGUAUAGAAAUAAGAAAUUUAAAUACAUUUUAUAUGUUGUAGGUAUACAUAUGUUUCAUUUUUAUUUCUAUUUUUGCAAAAUAAUUUCUGAUCUAAUGUCAAUAUUUGGAUGAAAAUUGGUGUCGUUUUUUGACAUGGGAAAUUUGAAUUCUAUAUGACUUCUACUUGCAGGGGCGCCACCUACAUAUUUUUUAACUGGUUUGAAGACUAAUAACUUUUUUCCAUACCUGUAUAAAACUACUGAGAGAAAAAAUAUACUUUUCCGGCAUUUUUUAAGUAAAAAAGGUAACUUGGUAAAAAUCACUUCAAGUAAUGAUUCUCGAGAUAUUUGGAAUCAAAAUAAUUACUACAUCUCAUCAUUGCCAAAAAUUGAACCUGUUGAUAAGAUAGUUAUUAGACUGAAAUCAUAAAUUUGAAAUGGUUUUCUACCAAAGGUUCAAUAGCAACUGUUUCAUCAUACUUUUUUCUGGAAAAAACUAUGAUUAUUUUAAACAAAAUAAAAAGUUCCCAAAUUUAUAAUUUCAGUCAAGUAAUAAUAACUAUCUCUUUAUCUAGUGUUUAUUAUUUGUCAAUGAUAACAUCCAAGUAUCGUGAAAAUGGUUACUCUUAGCGAUCUUUAUCUAGAGGCCGUUUUAACAUAUAAAAUUAUGAAACUGUAUAUUUUUUUACUCAGUAGUUUUAUACAGGUAGGGACAAAGUUAUUACUCUACAAACCAGUUAAAAAUUUAGGUGGCACCCUCUACAAGUAGGAGGCAUAUUGACAUCAAAAUCAAAUUUCUCGUCAAAAAACACCCAGACAUCAAUUUUCAUCCAAACAUAGACAUUAGUUCAAAAAUUAUUUUGAAAAAAUGAAACUUCUACGCUCUGUAUCUCCUAAACAAACCAUUUUAGGACGUACAUUUACACGAACAUUUUUACUUAUAUUUAUCUGCAAAAUAUGUUGCUGAAGUCUCCCCAAUACAACUCAGACCACCUUGUACAUUUUUUGUUUCUAAAUUAUUCUUUAAGGCAUAACAUGUUUUGUUAUAAUUAUGUAUUAGCGUUGAUUUAAACAUUUUUUUUUGUUUAUCUAAGCUAGUAGAAAAAAAUUACCAGUUAAUGGUAACUAUUAAGAACUGAAAAGGUUGUAUGAAUGCUUAUACCAUAUAUUGACUUAUUUGUACAGUGGUAAUAUUUCUAUAAAAGUGUUAUAAUUUAAAGUAAGCUAGUUUUAAUAUAAAAAUACUUAAACUA
This is a messenger RNA of Sitophilus oryzae (rice weevil), 2116 nucleotides long. Its product is annotated as DET1- and DDB1-associated protein 1. Lineage: Eukaryota; Metazoa; Arthropoda; Insecta; Coleoptera; Curculionidae. Gene Ontology annotation, biological process: positive regulation of proteasomal ubiquitin-dependent protein catabolic process. The transcript has 4 exons. Bases 163 to 459 code for a protein of 98 amino acids. The record is from RefSeq and is a predicted model, not a curated record. Gene Ontology annotation, cellular component: Cul4-RING E3 ubiquitin ligase complex.